GAGAUAAUCUGUCAGUGAUAAGGGCUGCCGUUGCGUCUUUGCGCAGUUUGAUUCCACAGCGCGAGCGCACUUCAGUGUUACGCGCUUCGGUGAAGUUAAUUAAUAUUAUGUUUUUUAAUAUCGCAACUAUUUAAGCUACAUUGCAACAAUGGGGCUGUGUCCCCCGUUUAGGUGGUCAUCUAAGGGUGGCUUUAAUUUAGGCAAUUUCACAACUGGUGCGACCACACCCGCUCGACGCGAAACUAUUAUUAUAUUACCUGAAGAGCGGGAGACCGUCAGACGCAUCAAUGGAGAAACUACAAAUGUCAACGGACACGCUAUUGGGUACACAGAGCGCGUUAAUAAUAAUAUACCUAAUAAUACGGACAAGAAGAUUAGUUACAUGAGCAUUCAAAGUGGAAAUACCAGUUACAGUAGAAAUUCUGAUGCUGAAUUCUUCGAUGAGCGAAAGAGUAGUGCCGGACGUAAAACAAUAGCAGAGAUUGUCCGUAUGGACCCUGACAAACGGCCGCGAAGAAAGCGAGGCGUCAUUGCACCACAUGUACCACUCGACGUUACGAGGUCCAUUGAUCUGCAGCAUGAAAAAUUCGAGAAGGAUGAGAGGUCAGCGCAGCAAAUUAGAAAAGCUAUAUUGGCAAAUGAUUUUCUAAUAAAUUUGAUGGACGAAGAAAGACUAACCGCUGCAGUAGAAGCAAUGAAUACCCAAGAGUUUCCAGCUGGAAGUCUUAUUAUUCGUGAAGGAGAAAGUGGCAGUCAUUUGUUCGUCUCAGCUCAUGGUCAAUUUGAGGUCCUGAAAGGCGGUCAGGUGGUGAAAACAUUCGGGCCGGGAGAAGCAUUUGGUGAACUAGCAAUACUUUAUAAAGCGAAACGCUUUGCAUCAAUAAGGUGUAUAACUGAAGCAAAGGUAUGGACGCUAGAACGACGAGUUUUCCAAAAAAUUAUGGUACGAAGCGGCCGUCAAGAACAAGAAGACAAUGUGCGGUUCCUCGCUUCCGUGCCACUUCUACAUGGGAUUCAUGAAAUAGAAUUAGCUAAAAUCUCAGAGUUCCUAAAACGAGAGUUCUUCUCAGCCGGCACACCCGUUGUCCGACAAGGGGACCGCGGUGAUAAGUUUUAUAUCAUCCGCGGCGGAGAGGUAGUGGUAACCAAACGUGAAGGCGAAGAUGGCGAGCGGCGGAUUGGUGUUUUACGUCGUGGAGACUACUUUGGAGAACAGGCAUUGUUGCACGAGGACCGGCGGCUGGCCACGGUCACGGCACUGCCGCCUGGCGUCGAAUGUCUCACUUUGGAACGAGGGCCCUUCACUGAAUUACUAGGGAAUAUAGAUGAACUUAAAAAUACAAUACACUCUGUACCGCCACCUUCGGAACCGAAAAAGGCAUCACAAGUAAAGAGCGAAUUUGAAAAAGUAGAAUUGAGAGACUUGGAAAUAGUAGGCACACUGGGCGUCGGUGGCUUCGGACGCGUGGAGUUAGUUCAAUACAAACGAGAGCCAACGCUUACCUUUGCUCUCAAAUGUCUCAAGAAGGUGGACAUGGUGCAACAGCAGCAACAAGAACAUGCUUUUAACGAGAAAAAUAUUAUGAUGAUCUGCAACAGUCCGUUUAUUUGCAGAUUGUAUCGCACAUUUAAGGAUAAUAAGUACAUUUACUUCCUAAUGGAGCCGAUACUAGGCGGGGACGUGUGGACUAUUCUGCAGAAGCAACGCUAUUUCCCAGAACACGUAGCUCGUUUUAUGUCAGCUUGUGUUGUUGAAGCUUUCCAGUAUUUGCACUCCAAAGACAUCAUCUAUAGGGAUCUGAAACCAGAGAACUUAAUGCUAGACAAGCUUGGUUAUAUAAAAUUGGUUGACUUCGGUUUCGCUAAACGGAUAUCACCAAACAGUAAGACGUGGACGUUCGCUGGCACUCCCGAAUAUGUUUCACCAGAAAUUGUACUCAAUAAGGGUCACGACCGCGCAGUGGAUUGCUGGGCACUGGGCGUGCUUAUACAUGAACUAUUGGUUGGUAAGCCGCCGUUCCGAGCGCCUGGCGGAGAUCACAUGAAAACCUACACGCUCAUACUGCGUGGCAUCGAUGCCGUCACCUUCCACCCGCGAGUCGCCAAAUCAGCACAAAUGUUGAUAAAAAAACUGUGCCGAGCCAUACCCGCUGAACGACUGGGCUACCUUAAAAACGGUGUAGCGGAUAUCAAAAACCAUAAAUGGUUCCUGGGAUUCGAUUGGGAAGGACUGCGAGAUAGGAGAUUAAAGGCGCCGCUCAUACAACCAGUAGCUAACGAUUUAGACAUUUCCCACUUCGAGAAAUAUCCCAAGGAUAAGCUCCCCCCUGAUGAGACGUCUGGCUGGGAUUUGGACUUUUAAUAUAUUUAUAUCCGCGUGUAUUAUACUUAUAUACCUAAUUGUAAAAUUGAAUACAUUUUCAUUUAACGUAUAGGUAUACUUACUUAGUUUAGAAAUUACUUAAACUCUAUUUAUUUUUUAACUAAUGUUUCAAAAUCAGCUCCAUAGUAUUUAUUACAUUUAAUGUAAGAACAUUGGUAGGUAUCCACCAAUACUUCGAAAAUAUUGUCUAUAAUCUAAUGGAUAAUACUGUAGGUAAAUACGUGCCGAUAUUUAAUUCAAUAUUUUACCUCGGUUGCGUUUAAUGAUGAGUCCUACUUGCUACCUUUUUUUAUUAAAAAAAAAAAUAAUAAAAAAUACAAACAACGGUAAAACCAUAA
This is a messenger RNA of Manduca sexta (tobacco hornworm), 2721 nucleotides long. RefSeq names its product cGMP-dependent protein kinase, isozyme 1. Lineage: Eukaryota; Metazoa; Arthropoda; Insecta; Lepidoptera; Sphingidae. Gene Ontology annotation, molecular function: ATP binding; cGMP-dependent protein kinase activity. Bases 149 to 2362 code for a protein of 737 amino acids. Gene Ontology annotation, biological process: protein phosphorylation. The transcript is spliced from 11 exons. The record is from RefSeq and is a predicted model, not a curated record.